This is a messenger RNA of Sporothrix schenckii 1099-18, 3036 nucleotides long. Its product is annotated as telomere silencing protein. Bases 1 to 3036 code for a protein of 1011 amino acids. Gene Ontology annotation, cellular component: cytoplasm; cell septum. Gene Ontology annotation, biological process: establishment of cell polarity; positive regulation of G2/M transition of mitotic cell cycle. The transcript has 3 exons. The record is from RefSeq and is a predicted model, not a curated record. Lineage: Eukaryota; Fungi; Ascomycota; Sordariomycetes; Ophiostomatales; Ophiostomataceae.
AUGAUGAGCUCAUCUCGCCUUCACGACACCGGCGAUAGCUUUCCAAAUCGGCGUGGCCAUGGUAGCCAGCUGUCGAUUUCAGACCCGAGCCACCACGUCACUGAGGCUAUUGGAACACUGUAUGGCGAUAACGACGAUGAUGGCCAUGAUACCCGGCGGGAUAGCCGCCCUCUUAGCUUUGUGGCGUCCCCACACGGCGGGGAACAAUUGCACAAGCCUCUUUUGUAUGAAAUACCACACCGGCUCCCAACGUUGGAAGGAACCAACGUCACAGUCGAACAUCGAAUGACGUCUCGCGUUACUGCCGAUACGAAGCCCACCAUAGACAUUCCCACAUCAAAUGGACAUAAUGGCGGGCCCGAAAAGUCACAAACACUCCCCACUGGCAAGCAUAGCGAGACGAGCGGUUCGCCUUUGGAGCCUUUACUCCCUACAAUGCAACCGUCAUCGCCGCUCUCCCCCACACACCCUCUCCGAGAUGUACAGAACGAUUCUCAAAGUGGCUCGCGAUUUCCCCUCACCAACAUCGAUAACCCCAACGACAUUGCACAGGAACUCAGUAACUUGCAGGCUUUGCGCCGCAUGUCCAUGGAUGUCGGAAACUCGGCAGACCCCGAUCUUGUUCCUUUCCAGGGGCUGUCUUUGAUGGCCAUGCCAUCUAUAGCACCAUCCGGAGAAGACGAUGAGGGGGACAUAUCGAGGCUGUUAUGGGUUCCAGCAAAAGUCCAUCCGGAAUUGGCUCCAGACCAGUUCAAAAGUUUCUUGGAGAAACGCGUUCAGUCUAUCAAAAGACGAUCAGGAGACUCACAACUUGCUACUGACGGCCAGCAGCCAAGAGCGGAUGGUGGUGGGCUAGGACGAAAUAAGUCUAUGCUUUCUCGACAAGUCGAGAGCAAAAGCACCGAGACGAACUGGGGCGGAGCUGGCAAUGACCACAACGGUGCCGGAGACUGGCGUCCGAGGAGAAAGACCUCUGAAACUAGCACCAUUCAAAGUGGCCCCGAACUCAACCUCAAUGACCUAUUGAAUGACUCUACUAAGAUCGUUCAGAGAUUGGCAUUGGAUUCUCAAAGGCAGACAGGUAGUUUGGAUAUGUCUAGUCUUGACGAUAAACCAAUACUGCCUGUUGCAACAAUGGGCUUACGACGGUCCACUCGAACGACGUAUCGCAAAGGCGGUAGCUUACGUUCCGGUGACCGGGUCCCUCUCUCCAGGCGAUCUGCGGGAGCUCGCCAACCUCGAAGAAAUACUGAUAGUGACGAAGGAAGGUCUGCCAGCCAUGCACCGGUUUCGGAACCAGUCCCCCCCGCCGGCCUUGAUCUGCAACACGCCAGCUCUGAGCCUUCGGCACCCGAAAACUUUUCACAUCCCGUUCGGCCUGUUAUGCGACAGCAUCAGCUUGUCUCCCAAGAUGGCGAUGGAUCUGUGGAAGGUAUCUCGGAUCAGCCACCAGCCACGAGAAACACUCCUAAAAAAACUUCGACUACUACGUUACCGGAAUUUGAUACUACACCUCAAAUGUUACCUACGGAGUUUGUUGCUGAAGGAGGACCAAUUGAGUCUCAUGAGUCCCAGCCAGCACCGCAAGUGCUCCCCACCGCAUAUGAUGCUAAGGUCUUCCCAUACCGAUCGUCGUCUCAAAGCAGUUUGAAUCACGGGCCAGCACAGCCAAGUAUAAUGUUUGAUGCACCGCAAUCGCAGUCUGAUAACGGUUUACAGCAAGAACAAAACCGACCACAGCAGUCUCGGCAGCACCCUCCACCAAAGUCCAUUAAGGGCCCGUCUUUCGGUAGAUCUUCCUAUCAGAGUUCCGACACCUCUUCAUCUUCCGGACCCGAUACUACGGCAGGCCAGGCAUUGAAUGGCAUGGUUAACCUUUCAUUCGCCGUUCCCGGACAUAGCUCCUCGCGGACUGACGGUCUAUCAGUUAUCCCAACUCUUCCGGUUGACGACAGAAAGGCAGAUAAAAAACUGCGAGACAAGGAGGAGACCGAGGGCGGGAAGUCGACAGGUUGGAAGUGGUUCAAGAGCGACGAGAGAGAGAGGAAGAAGAAAGGGAAAGACAAAGAACGAGAUCGAGAGAAAGAAGACCAGGCCAAAAAAAUGCGCUCAAAAGCUGACCGGCCUCAGUCGGAGAAAACUCAUGAUGGCGCUCGAUUGGACGUGCUCCAGAGCUCCAUUGACAACUCCGGCACUAAAGAGCGAGAAAGUUUACUUCUAGACCGAGACGGUCUCGGCGGAAAGUCACACGAAGACAAGGUUGAUUCUGGCAUUCGAAAAGCUACCGAGACCAAGAAGGAAAAAGACGGGUUUUUUGGGUCCAUUUUCGGGGGAUCCCGGCGAAAAGAAAGCAAAGACGGCGGCAGCAACAAGGGGAAGCAAAGGGUCACAUCGCCAGACCCCGUCCUGCGACUUCUCCGCCCGGAUAUUGACUAUCCGUACACAAGAUUUCCAAUCGUCGAGGAACGUGCCAUAUACCGGAUGGCGCAUAUAAAGUUGGCCAAUCCGCGCCGCGAUCUGCGGAGCCAGGUAUUAUUGUCAAACUUCAUGUAUUCGUACCUCGCGAAAGUGCAAGCGAUGCACCCCCAACUCAAUGUCCCUACUUCCCCCCACCAGAAACGGCAAGAAGAACGAAAACGCCAGGGACAAGAGUUACAACAACAACAAUACAUGGAGCAGCAUAUAUCGAUGCAGCAAGGCCACCAUUCGCAAGAUAGUGGUGACCAGUAUGUUUUCGAGUAUAGCACGUCAAGCAGUCAGUAUGGUGACACUGGACAGCGUAUCGGUGACGACAGAUCUCUGAACUACGUCGACGACGCCCAGAUAUUCGAAUACGACCAUGACGGCCCCCAGAGUGGCAAUUCUAUUGCGGGCAUCCCACCUCAGGAACAUUUACAGCAGCAACCACACCGACGUCACCAAGAUGGUGGUGGCCAGGAUUACGAACGCCAUUCUGUAAACAGGAAGGUGCGUGGUUAUUACGAUUAUGGCCACGCAGAUGAUGGUCACCAUAGCGAAAGCGAUAUGUGGGGAUGA